Caenorhabditis remanei is the source of this 2004-nucleotide messenger RNA. RefSeq lists its product as uncharacterized. Bases 1 to 2004 code for a protein of 667 amino acids. The record is from RefSeq and is a predicted model, not a curated record. The transcript has 11 exons. Lineage: Eukaryota; Metazoa; Nematoda; Chromadorea; Rhabditida; Rhabditidae. Gene Ontology annotation, molecular function: ubiquitin-protein transferase activity; metal ion binding. Gene Ontology annotation, biological process: protein autoubiquitination.
AUGGAAAGUAAUACUCCAACUUCCCGAGACGACGAGCCCAGUUCGAGUUCGAAAUCACCCAAGCGUUUCGGAAUGCCAGGUUUCAAGUUCGAAAGUUUAGCAGACAGCCCUAUCAAAGAAGACGACGACGAUGAAGAAGACACUGAGCCAGUAGAAGAAUGCUCCGUAUGCAGAAAUGAAAUUAUGGAUACUUGUACACUCAGCGACUGCACUCAUGAGUUUUGUUACGACUGCAUUAUUGGUUGGCUAACAAAGGGAUCUGGACCAUUCUGCCCCAUGUGCAAAGCUCCUGUGAGUUUCAUCAAACGCAAAGGAGCGGAUCAAGAAAUAAGCGUACAACAAAUAAAAGCCGAACAAGAACCAGAAGCAACAACUUCUGAAGAUCUACUCACUGAGAAGAGAAUUGUGACAAGGAAAAUUCGUGGUUGUCGAAGGAUUAUGAAUAAAAUCGACGAAGUCAUUGGAUCAUCAUCAAGAAACCUUGAAGGGCAACGACGAGAAGCACGGGCUGCAGAAUUGAGAAAGAUGAAACAGCUUUGUGUAUCCCAACUGAAUUCCCUUCAAAUGCUCCGUGACGACAUUGAACACGGAGCCGCUAAGGGGUUGAUUGUAUCUAAAGGGGAGUUCCGAAGACUAGUUUAUGAAAGACAAGUUAUUGUGGAAGGAUUACCACAACAUCAUAGAUCAAUCACAAAGCAGGAGUUCUUAACCAAUAUAGAACAUUAUCGUACAGUUUUGAAUACUUUCCUAUCCGUGGAACUGAAAUCUCUCCCCGCAAAAGUGCAGCCAAAAGUCGAUAAAGAAAACAUGUGGUAUUUCUAUACCCUUCACGAUGCCGCCCCUGACGAUAACGACGAAUUCGUUCAUAGAAUAUUCAGUAUGAUCUCAGAUCAAGGCAUCGACAACUUGAACUCGAAAGACAUCAAUGAAGCACUAAAUGGGCUUGUAACAUGUCGAAAUAUAAUGACUUUCAUUGGCGAGAUCAAAUCUUUGAUAAACAGCAGAAUGACGUUCUUAGAGUGGUGUGGAUCGGUCACAUAUCGAAAUAGGCUUGAUCGAGGAGGGAGAGAAAAUGUUGGAACAGAAGUGGUAACAGUUGACGACACUGUUGACGACGAUGAAGUCGAGCCAGUACGUAACGACAGGCAUUCGCAUUCGAAUUAUAAUUUGCGGAAUCGGCAGUUCCCAGUGUUUACACCGUUUGAUAAAAUUUUCAAUCCAUCUAAUGGUUUUCAACGACAAGCAAUGAAUAACCGACAUCCUUCUUCAUCUGACACCGACCAGGAUGAUGAUAUCUACUUUCAGGCACCGCUUCGCUUGGGUCCAACGGGCGUUAAUCCUUUCAGACCAAUGGCGCAUACAUCAUUUCCGCCUAUACCACCAGCUGGACUUUAUUGGUCUGACUUAACGAACCCAUCUUCAAAACUAACGAGACCUCCCCGAAGCCCCACUUCUGGUACCAGUUCAAAACCAAUUCCUGUUGUCAGUCUUGAUGAUGACGAUGGGGACGAGAGCUCACGACAUAGUAAUAGCAGUGCUGAUGAAGAUAUUCAAGUGGUAGAUGAAAGUGAUGGAACCAUUGUUCUCGAUGAAAGUCUUAGGACUCCAUCCAUACAGGCCCCAACUAAGAGCGGUUUGGGGAAAAGAAAAAGUGAUUUAUCUCAUCAAGAUCUAGAUCAAUGGAAAAGAAUCAAGGUUGAGCCCUUACCACAUGGACUCGUGCAAGAUGUUCAGAGCUUGAUUACCAAGUACCGUAUUCCAACGGAUCGAGCAGCGAGCAUGAUUCAAUCCGCAACUGAACAAGCAAUUAUAUCAAUUCCUGCUCCCGAGCCAGUGGACUUGUUAUCUUCCACGAAAAAUACAAAUGAGCCAUCCAAUUCCGCUACUUCACCCAACCUUCAACCUGAUGAGGCUCUACAGCUUGCUGGAUAUUUGGCUCGAAAUGGUCUCGGCUCCUGGUCAAAAAAUGCGCCGACGAAACCAACCAGCCCAUACAAUCACUAA